Gambusia affinis (western mosquitofish) is the source of this 4128-nucleotide messenger RNA. It is a transcript of the gene npr3, whose product is annotated as natriuretic peptide receptor 3. Gene Ontology annotation, biological process: vasodilation; regulation of blood pressure. The record is from RefSeq and is a predicted model, not a curated record. The transcript has 8 exons. Gene Ontology annotation, cellular component: membrane. Bases 339 to 1844 code for a protein of 501 amino acids. Lineage: Eukaryota; Metazoa; Chordata; Actinopteri; Cyprinodontiformes; Poeciliidae. Gene Ontology annotation, molecular function: peptide hormone binding; natriuretic peptide receptor activity.
AAGAUGGAGGUGGGCAGCGCUUCAUGACGCAGGAAUAUCCUUGAAAGGAUGCUUCAAAACUCCAGACGGGAGCCAAGCAGCGCGUGUUUCUGAGCUGGAGCUGAACGGAUCUAUGAAUCUGCCCGGACUAAGCACUGGGGCACAUCUUGAUUCUGCAGAACAAAACCCAGAUCUGAGAAGCGUUCUAGUUUUGCCUGCUCAUUGGAAACAUUCAACCAGGGCUGUCUGCAGCUCAGUGCGCUACUGAGGGGGAGCCAAUUUGGAGAGGGAAGCGUUUAGAGAACACCUCUCAAGCGCUGAUUGGUUUUUGUCUGAGGCUAAACUUUCAAAGCGGCGCCAUGUCACCGUUCAUUGAGCCUUUUCUGUUCUUUUUGGUCAUCUUCAAUCCACUUAUCACCAACUGUUUCACUGAAGAAAUUGAGGUUUUGGUGUUUUUGCCACAAAAUGACUCUUUCCUGUUUUCUCAUGCAAGAGUUGCACCAGCGAUCCGUUACGCACAGGACAGACUGAAGGCAGAAUAUCCAGGUUUCCACUUCAACAUUCACUUUGAGAACUCCGACUCGGCCAACCACGCUUUGUACACGUUGGCGGACAGGUCGUGUAACCUGAAGCCGGACCUUAUCCUCGGUCCAGUACGUGAGUACGAGGCGGCAGGUGUGGUGAGGCUGGCAUCCCACUGGAAAAUCCCGGUGAUAUCUGCAGGUGCUCUGGCCACCGCCUUCCAGAACAAGGAGACGGAGUACUCUCACCUGACUCGGAUCGCUCCGUCCUACGUUAAAAUGGCAGAGACCUUCACAGCGAUGUUCGAGCACUUCACCUGGAAGAGCGCACUGCUGCUGAUCGAAGACGACAUGAAGGAGCGGGAUUGUUACUUCACUUUGGAAGGAGUCUAUCAUUUAAUGGACGAUUAUAAAGUGGAAGUUGAAAUAAUCCAUGAACAGACUCCUUUCAAUAUUGAAGAAAAAUUCAAGAAUAAUCUGGACAUGGAAGUGGUGAUCAUGUGCGCUGGAGGAGACAGGAUUCGAGAAAUCAUGCUUGCAGCACACAAGCAGCAGCUGACCAAUGGCAGUUAUAUGUUUUUUAAUGUUGAUCUCUUCAAUGCCUCUUCUUAUGGCAAUGGCUCUUGGAAGAGGGAAGAUGAAUUUGACGACGAUGCCAGGCAAGCCUAUGCCUCCCUAAACACAGUGACACUACUCAGAACAGUCAAGCCAGAGUAUGAGAACUUCUCCAUGGAGAUGAAAAGAUCCAUAAAGGGACUUGGCCUUUACGACUGCAAAGACUGUGGAAAUGUUAACAUGUUUGUUGAAGGAUUCCAUGAUGCCAUGGUGCUAUAUUCCAUUGCAUUAUAUGAAGGCAUGAAGAAUGGAUACUCAAAGACAAACGGUACUGAGAUAACCUCACACAUGUGGAACAGAACUUUUGAAGGAAUUGCUGGUCAGGUAUCCAUAGAUGUCAAUGGUGACAGAGUCGGCGAUUUCUCUUUGAUGGCUAUGACCAACAUUGAAGCAGGUAGCUAUGAGGUGGUAGUGAACUACUUUGGGGAAAAUAAAACGUUUCAGCUGUUGCCUGCCUUCAACACUGAUCAUUUCACUCUGAAAAGAAGAAAGGAAGUGCCAAAAAAAGAAAAAGAAGUGGAAAAUCAUUCAUGUGGACUGGGAGUAUCAGCCUUAACUGGAGUUACGGUUGGAGCUGUUCUUGGAGCUCUAAUGCUGAUAGCAUUCUACUUUUUCAGAAAAAACUACAGGAUAACUAUUCAGCGGCGUACACGUGUUGAAGAGCCUGAAUCCAUGAAGCACCAUCAGUUACGAGAGGACUCCAUAAGGUCAAACUUCUCAGCAGCUUAAUUCACAUUAAGGAUGAGUUCCUGACAGAAGAUUAUAUAUGUGAAUGUGGAUAAAGUUUUUACUGUAUUUUUCAGUCCAUAUCCGCUGCAAUUUGACAUUUCUUGUUGUAUUUAGGACAGAUUUACUUCUUAGAACCUGGGACUGUUUUAACAAGCACACACCACAGUCACCUUAGACUUUCCUUAAACACACAAAGAUAAAGUUUGUGAACUGAAGAGUGCUCUAUGAAAAAAAGGUUUUCCUUUUGUGUAUGUGUAUGUGUGUUUUCCAGUGCUCAGGUUUUCAGUUUAUGAUAUUAUUAGAAUUUCUUUCUCUCUCUUAUUCUGGUGUAUUGCUUCUGAAAUAUAUUUUAUAAUUCACAGAUUUAUUCUCUUCAAACUGACUGUUUAUGAAAUUAAAAUUACACUAUCUGUUUCAAACUACAAAAUAUCUAUAUUUAUUUAUUUGUUUAUAGUAAAACUGUAUUAGAACUAACUUGGUUACUUUAUUGUCAUCAAGCAAGGAACAAGUCAUUUCUUUUCUUUUUAUGUUUGCUUUGCUGAUCCAACAGUUAGACAGAUGUCCUAAACUACAGAUACAAGUUAAGACCAAGACCAGCAUUCCGCACUACAUGACACAAUAAAAUUAAGUGUACCUAUCAAAAUUGCUUUUGACAGUGUUGUUCCAUAUAUGCGACACCUCAGUCAACACCUCCCCACAAUAAUUCAGGGCAUGAGUAAAAACUUUUUUUCAUCGCAGAUGCAACAUAUGUGUCUCUGUACAGCUAGCUUUGCUAACAUCACAUAUACAUAACUUACCUUUCUUCAAGCCUCCUUUCCAAAUGGAACUUCCAGAUGGCGGAGAAGCGAGCAACAGCAUAAAUUUUGAGCUCCCAGACAGUCGAGGUACCCCCUGACAAAUAACUUAUAAAACUAUGUUUUUAGUAUUUACAUGUCAUGUCAGGGAGUAACAAGAGGAAUUCAGCAAGAAAACGCAAAAGAAACUCUUGUUUUAUCGAAGGAGGUCUCUGAAGAAAGCAAGGUAGCAGCAGACAAAGCUAUGGAAGUUAACAUUCUUACAGAGCUGAAAGAAGUUCAGAUGAACCUUAAAAAGCAAAUCACUGACUAGUCAGGACUUAUAAAAAAGGAUAUAAAUAAUGAACAGCAUUUUAGGAAAAUUUUGACAUAAUUGAACAGAAUUAUUAUGAAAAUGGACCCAAAUCAAAGAAACUUCUUGCCUGGAGAAUACAUAAACAACAAACUGAUAGAUUUAUACAGAAAAUUAAAAAUCCAAUAGAUAAAACAACAUACCACUUUCCAAGAGACAUUAAAAAAUCUUUUGAAUUAUACUACACUCAACUAUACACACAGCCUCACGCAGUAGACCCGUCCUCAGUGAGAGCAUUUUUUGCCUCACUGGAUUUACCAUUGAUAGGAAUAGAUCAAAAUAAUAGGCUAGCACAACAAAUAACUGAGGAGGAGAUUAAUAAAGCAAUUUCAAAAAUGAAAGGGAAUAAGAUGUCUGGUGAGGAUGGCUACUCAGCAGAGUGGUAUAGACACUUCCGAAAAUGAUUCACUCCUCUGCUUAAGGAUUGCUUUAAUCAUGUACUUAUUCUGUGUUUUUCGUUGAGUCUAUGAGGUGAAGAGCCCAUCUCACGUUGUCAUGGGUUUGCCUGUUGUGAACAAAACCGGUCUGAUCUGCGUUUGUAAUUUCUGGGAUUAUAAAUUCCAGCCUUUUAGCCAGUAUUAUUGCAAAUAUCCAGUAAUCAAUGUUUAAAACUUAUAUUGGUCUGUAUGAACCACAUUCUGUUUUAUCUUUACCUGGCUUAGGAAUCACUGAGAUCAUUGCUCUUCUCCAAGAUGGUGGUGUUCAUGUUCAUGUUCAUGUGCAUGUUCAUGUUCAUGUUCAUGUUCAUGUUCAUGUUCAUGUUCAUGUUCAUGUUCAUGUUCAUGUGCAUGUUCAUGUUCAUGUUCAUGUUCAUGUGCAUGUUCAUGUUCAUGUGCAUGUUCAUGUGCAUGUUCAUGUUCAUGUGCAUGUUCAUGUGCAUGUUCAUGUGCAUGUUCAUGUUCAUGUGCAUGUUCAUGUGCAUGUUCAUGUUCAUGUUCAUGUUCAUGUGCAUGUUCAUGUGCAUGUUCAUGUUCAUGUUCAUGUGCAUGUUCAUGUGCAUGUUCAUGUGCAUGUUCAUGUUCAUGUUCAUGUGCAUGUUCAUGUGCAUGUUCAUGUGCAUGUUCAUGUUCAUGUACAUGUUCAUGUGCAUGUUCAUGUUCAUGUGCAUGUUCAUGUACAUGUUCAUGUGCAUUCAUUU